Molecule: messenger RNA, 996 nt
Organism: Cladophialophora immunda
Lineage: Eukaryota; Fungi; Ascomycota; Eurotiomycetes; Chaetothyriales; Herpotrichiellaceae
Exons: 1
Coding region: 1-996 (331 amino acids)
Molecular function (GO): oxidoreductase activity
Source: RefSeq, a predicted model, not a curated record
AUGCGAGCAAUUGAUAUCAAAGGCGGCAAAGGGCCUCUCUCGGCCCUCUUUAUCAACGAGAACGCCCCCAAACCUGUGGCCACAAGGAACCAAGCACUCGUCAGAAUCCGAGCAUUUGGUCUGAAUCGUAUGGACAUACUCCAACGUGAGGGAAGAUAUGCUGUGCCUCCACAGGCACCAUCAACACUGGGCGUGGAGUUUUCAGGGACGAUCGAAGCCAUCGCCACGGAGCAAGGCAGCUUCAAUCUCGGAGACGAAGUAUUCGGGCUCGCAUAUGGAGGCGCGUACGCUGAAUAUAUUGCCGUGAGCACGCAUACGCUGAUCCACAAACCAAAGAACCUUACCUGGGAAGAAGCGGCCGGAAUUCCCGAAACCUGGUUCACCGCUCUUCAGGCAAUGUAUUUCGUUGGUGGCUACAAACCCGGACAAAGUAUCUUAUGGCAUGCUGGUGCAGGCGGUGUUGCACUUGCUGGCAUCCAACUCGCAAAGGCAGACGGCGCGAGUGCGAUUUACGUAACGACUAGCACGCAGGAAAAGAUUGACUUUUGCAAAUCAGCUGGGGCGACCGAAGGAUUCAACUACAAGAACGGCGACUGGGCGGCAGACUUGUUACAAUACACUAAUGGGAAAGGAGUGGACCUGAUAAUCGACGUCGUCGGUGCAGGAUACUUCAACCAAAAUCUCGAAGCCGUCGCGCAGGAGGGUCACAUCGUCAGCCUGGGCACGUUAGGCGGAGCAGUGAUACAGCAGCCGGUCGACAUCAGUCGGUUCUUGAAGAAGAGGAUAAGGUACGAAGGCAGCACCCUGCGGUCGAGAAAUGAGCAAUAUCAGGGAAAGCUGCGCGAUCGCAUCAUCGAGAUAGCUUUGCCCAAGUUCGUGGAUGGAUCGUUCAAGGUCUACAUUGAGAGAGUGUUCGAUUGGAAGGAUAUUCAAGCGGCUCAUGAGUUGCUGGCUGCGAAUACUACCAAAGGCAAGAUUAUAUGCAUGAUAUCCUGA